This is a messenger RNA of Cercocebus atys (sooty mangabey), 1239 nucleotides long. It is a transcript of the gene PGLYRP3, whose product is annotated as peptidoglycan recognition protein 3. The transcript is spliced from 8 exons. Bases 120 to 1145 code for a protein of 341 amino acids. Gene Ontology annotation, molecular function: zinc ion binding; N-acetylmuramoyl-L-alanine amidase activity. The record is from RefSeq and is a predicted model, not a curated record. NCBI's taxonomy places the organism in Eukaryota, Metazoa, Chordata, Mammalia, Primates, Cercopithecidae. Gene Ontology annotation, biological process: peptidoglycan catabolic process.
GGGAAGGAGCUGCUGGCCAAUCAGGGGCGAGCCGACUGCACUCUGACCUGCUGGGCUGGGACAGCACAGAACCUACAGGGCCGCCGUUCACACUCUCCUGGUCAGAGUCCUGGGACCACAUGCGGAUGCUGCCGUGGCUUCUUGCCUUCUCCAUUCUGGGUCUCCAGGCUUGGGAUACUCCCACUGUCGUCUCCCGCAAGGAGUGGGGGGCAAGACCACUGGCCUGCAGGGCCCUGCUGACCCUGCCUGUGGCCUACAUCAUCACAGACCAGCUCCCAGGGAUGCAGUGCCAGGAGCAGAGCAUUUGCAACCAGAUGCUGCGGGGGUUGCAGUCCCAUUCCAUCUACACCAUAGGCUGGUGCGACGUGGCAUACAACUUCCUGGUUGGGGAUGAUGGCAGGGUGUAUGAAGGUGUUGGCUGGAACAUCCAAGGCUUGCACACCCAGGGCUACAACAACAUCUCCCUGGGCAUCGCCUUCUUUGGCAAUAAGAUAGGCAGCAGUCCCAGCCCUGCUGCCUUAUCAGCUGCAGAGGGUCUGAUCUCCUAUGCCAUCCAGAAAGGUCACCUUUCGCCCAAGUAUAUUCAGCCACUUCUUCUGAAAGAAGAGACUUGCCUGGACCCUCAACACCCAGUGAUGCCCAGGAAAGUUUGCCCCAACAUCAUCAAACGAUCUGUUUGGGAAGCCAGAGAGACACACUGCCCUAAAAUGAACCUCCCAGCCAAAUACGUCAUCAUCAUCCACACCGCUGGCACAAGCUGCACUGUAUCCACAGACUGCCAGACUGUCGUCCGAAACAUACAGUCCUUUCACAUGGACACACGGAACUUUUGUGACAUUGGAUAUCACUUCCUGGUGGGCCAGGAUGGUGGCGUGUAUGAAGGGGUUGGAUGGCACGUCCAAGGCUCUCACACUUAUGGAUUCAAUGAUAUUGCCCUAGGAAUUGCCUUCAUCGGCUACUUUGUAGAAAAGCCACCAAAUGCUGCAGCACUGGAGGCGGCCCAGGACCUGAUCCAGUGUGCCGUGGUUGAGGGGUACCUGACUCCAAACUACCUGCUGGUGGGCCACAGUGACGUGGUCAGCAUCCUGUCCCCUGGGCAGGCUUUGUACAACAUCAUCAGCACCUGGCCUCAUUUCAAGCACUGAAGGAGGCCCCACUCCCUCUGAGACUGCCCUCCCUCCCCUGCUGGGUCUCUCCAAUCCUCACCAGACACCCUGGCUCAGCACCUUGUGUCCCCCU